AGAUGGAGCCAGGCUUCAGAACUCUGCCCACUGUACCCCUGAGCCUCCUCGCGGAGGAGCAGACCUGGGAUUUCCACCUGGCCGUCUCCUACUUAUGUGGCCUCCUGGCUCCAGUUUCUUCAGUAUGCUGAGUUUGAUGCAAGAAAGUCAGGAUGGCCAGCCCGGAAGCGUGGAGAAAACAGAAUCCAGCCUCCCUUCUCCCUGGUCCUGCUACAGCUCCCACUCCCUCUCUUCAUGCCUCCCUCCUCCACGGCUCCCUUCCCCAGGCUUGGUGACCCGAGACGGCCUUAGAAGAAGGUCUACUUUCCUGGUGGUGGGGGGGGACACCAUGGUUAUGCCACGCGUGGGGCUCCGAAGCCCUGAGAACCGGGAGCCAGGCCACCUGGAGUCUCAGCCCCGCGCCCGAGCUAGCAGCCUCUCCUCUGGCCGGCAGGUGGCAGCACCCACCGGGUUGGGUCGAGCCUCCGCGGCGGGCGCUCGCGGAGCUGUUGCUAACUUUCUCCAAUUGGCGUUCCCACCUCCCUCCAGGCCGCGGGCCUCAGAUCCCCCGCCGGGCGACUGCGGUGGGAGCCCAGACCCCGGGGCAGCGGAGGCGCAGGCACACCGCUUGGCCCCGGGCGCUAAUUAAAGAGCUGUGUUGCUCGCCCGCGUCCUUUUCGCUGGAAUUGCGGGCCCCGCACACUCCUGGCUCCGCAGAAUGGAGGGUUGUGUCCCCAUCCCGCCCCCAGCGAGGGCUGUAUGCCUGGGACACCGGGCUCCCACGCUCAAGCUAUGCGCUGGGGCCCUAUGCUCCAUUCUCCUGCUUGGGGCUUUACCACCCCGGCGCAGAGCAAUGAAGACACCAGUGAGGGCAGCAGAUGCACCUGCGUCUUGGUGGGGAAGAAGGGGA
Rhinolophus ferrumequinum (greater horseshoe bat) is the source of this 889-nucleotide messenger RNA. RefSeq lists its product as uncharacterized. Lineage: Eukaryota; Metazoa; Chordata; Mammalia; Chiroptera; Rhinolophidae. The transcript has 2 exons. Bases 95 to 628 code for a protein of 177 amino acids. The record is from RefSeq and is a predicted model, not a curated record.